AUGGACGUGGCUGUGGACUUGUACCUGGCCAUCCCGCUGCUCUUCGCUGUCCUGGCCCUCAUCCUCACCUCCGUCUUUGUGAGGCCUCAGGGAGCCGAAGAGGUGUGGUCGUGGGAGCUGGUGGCAGCAGAAGCAGCCCGGGAGAGCAGCCCUGGGGACCAAGCAGCGGUGGGAGCGGGGCUGGAGCCUGGCAGGGAGCGGCUGCCGGUGGAGGAGGUCGGGGCUGCUGAGCAGUGGGAGGAGGCUGUGGAGAAGCAGAGUCCCGAUGCCAAGCCCAGCCCCGCGGCAGCCGAGAACAUCCCCCAGCAGCCUCCCACCGAGCCCCACGAGCCCGAGCCCCAGGAGGAUGUGGAAAGCAAGAUACCACCUUCGGGAGCCUCAGUUGGGUCCAGCCUCGGGCACCUGGAACAAGUGGAGGAUGCAGGAGACCACGCAGCAUUUCCCACCAAGGCAGAGGAGGAAGAUCUGGACUCAGGAAAAGAGAAGCUGGUGGUGGGAGAGCCGGCAAGCACAGCAGCUGCACCAGCCCCAGUGACAAGUACAGCAGUAUUACUACAGCAGGAACCUCCUGAACCAAUGGAAAACAAGCCUUACAAGUAG
This is a messenger RNA of Pezoporus flaviventris, 600 nucleotides long. RefSeq names its product eukaryotic translation initiation factor 3 subunit B-like. The coding region runs from base 1 to 600 and encodes 199 amino acids. The transcript is spliced from 2 exons. The record is from RefSeq and is a predicted model, not a curated record. NCBI's taxonomy places the organism in Eukaryota, Metazoa, Chordata, Aves, Psittaciformes, Psittacidae.